Messenger RNA from Pomacea canaliculata, 7935 nucleotides. RefSeq lists its product as uncharacterized. The coding region runs from base 28 to 7935 and encodes 2635 amino acids. NCBI's taxonomy places the organism in Eukaryota, Metazoa, Mollusca, Gastropoda, Architaenioglossa, Ampullariidae. The record is from RefSeq and is a predicted model, not a curated record. The transcript is spliced from 8 exons. Gene Ontology annotation, biological process: intracellular signal transduction. Gene Ontology annotation, molecular function: protein binding.
AAGUCCGUAUUUCUCAAUCUUAAAUACAUGUAUAAAGUCACCUUCCUCAUUCUGGAGGCGGCUGCUGCAAGAAAUGUCGACGUUGUUGAGGCCCUGCUGGACAAUUUUGAUGAUGUCAACAGAACGGAUUGUCAGGGGUUCACAGUUCUUCACAGAGUAGCCCAGUGUUGUGGUUCACAAUCAGUGGCUAUAGUUCGCUGUCUGAUUGAAAAGGGAGCCGAUGUAGACAAAAAGUGUCCAAACGGUAACACAGCCAUACAACUCGCAGCGAAAAGCAACAACUGGCUGAUUGUCCAGCAUCUACUGAUGUACAGAGCUAGCACCCAGAAUCUUGACGAUGAAGGUAUGUCAGUUUUACACAGACUGAUAUGCCAGCCAUGCUUACGUUGUCAGAAAUGCCGCGAUGGUCCUCCUGCUAAAAGGCCAGUCCACCUGCUAGGUGCGAUAUUAGCCAACGGUGCCUCGACUGGUCAGAAAGACUGCAAUAAUAACAGCCCAUUACAUCUUGCUAUCAAGUAUGAACACUGGGACAUCGCGAUAGAACUGAUGUCGAGAGGGGCUCGCUUGAAUGAGCCGGAUUCUGAAGGCUGCACUGUCUUGCACAUUCUUGCAAAGAGAAAUAACUCGAUUCGGGGCGAGAUGGCUUUCGAGAAAAACUGUGUAGCUUGCUGUUUAGAGAGUGAUGAAAAUAGUACAUUUUAUUUUCUAUUUUCUACACUUGCUAAACAAAAUAUUAAUCAUCUAGAUAUGUGCAACACGAUCAUAGAUCACUCAAACAUCGUAGAUAGCAGAGAUCAUCAUGGAAAUACAGCAUUGAUUUUGUCGGCAAAGUACAAUAACUUGGACAUCACAGAGCAACUGUUGACUGAAGGAGCAAAACCUGGCUUAGUAAAUUGUAAUGGACUGUCUACUCUCCAUACUCUUGCUAUGGCUAAACAUUCCCCAAGUAAUGCUGUGCAAAAUAAAAUAGUAAAACAAUUGACUUCCUGUCCUGUUGACGCCAAAGCACGUGACCCAGAGGGCAACACGCCGAUACAAGUGGCUGCGAAGCACGGAAACAUGGACAUGGUGGAGCAGCUCUUGGAGUUUCACGACAACGUCAACGAGACUGACAGCGAGGGCUUCACCUUGUUGUCGAGAGUCGCUCAGACCUCGUCCCCCAAAUGUGAGGACAUCGCCAGGCAGCUGGUGAGGAAAGGUGCUGACGUCAACAGGACGUGUCCAGACGGCAAGUCUCCGCUACUACUGUCUGUGAUAGCCAGUAACUGGCCAGUAACAUUCCAACUGUGGCGUUCAACGUCUACAAAUAAUAUGGAUACUGCACUGCAAGAGCAAUACAUCAUUCUGCAUCGCCUCAUUGAAAGUGUAAACCAGCGAACAUACACUUUAAUAGAGUUUGCUCGUGAAGCAAUAAACUCAAAUAAAGAGAUACUAAUGCACAGGUCACCAGAUGGAGCAACAGCUUUACAGCUUGCAAUCAUUAAAAAAGAUUGGAAGCUUGCUGCGCCGAUUCUUGAGCGUAGUGAAUAUCUAGAUAUAGAAUCUCUCACAGGGAGCUCUGUAUUCCACGUUUUAGCAGAAAUUGCAUCCCACAUGAGUGACCCAAACCUAAUCCUCAGUCUGAUGCCUGAUAAGAAUGUGAACAUAAACUUGAGGGAUAAUAAUGACGACACUCCUUUACAUAUACUAGCUAAUAACAACUGCUGGAGCUUUAUCAAAGCCUUUGUUGAACACGGAGCAGAUGUGAACAUGCCUGACGGCGAGGGGUGGACUGUACUUCAUAAACUAGCCAAAGAUAUUUGGAAGGAUCUCUCUAACAUUUUAAUUGAGCUAGUGGAAUGUGGCGCAGAUAUAGACAAGCCAGGACCAGAAGACAAGACAGUCCUGAUGCUUGCACAGGAGGAAGAAAACUGGCCCGUGUUUUGGCAACUCUUACAGUUAGGAGCUUCCUACGACUGGCAUCAAGCUGAAAAAGGUUUACUUCUUAAACAUUUAUGUGAUUUUCCAAAAAGCAAUCUCAAAGCAGAAGAACUACAGAAUCGUAGGUUGCCUAACACAACCAAGGGUAAACAGCUCGCUAGGAGCCAAUAUUCCAAGUCAAGCACAAGAUUCCUUAGAAGAAGGCGCGAGAUGUUCUACAACGACUCAAAAGCCUUGUAUCGAGUCUUGCUAGAGAAAGGUGUUAAUCCUUCGUCAGUUGACAAGACUGGAAACUCACUGCUAACACAAAUGAUGAACUACGACAUGCCAACUGUAAAAGUAGUCAAGGUUCAGCAUGAGGAUCAACAUGAGGAUCAACAUGAGGAUCAACAUUACUCCAGUCUUCCAGAAGGCGCGGUGUUGCUGAACUCAGCUUCUGAGGCCGGUAACUGGCAUCUGGUCAGAGAUGUCAUCUCCGAUGCUGACGUCUCACCCAGCGACAUCAGACAGUCUUUUCUCUUACAGAAACUGGAGUCUGCGACUGUUGAUCAUCAUCUUGUCAGAGACAUUCUCAAGGAAAUAUUUUCAAGCAAAGCAAGUGUUCAGACGAUGAAAAGCAUCGCCCAAGACGUUUUGAUUAAAGCGGCUCACUGUGACAACUGGGAAUUCCUGAUUGAUUUUCUCUUGACAACUGAUACUUUGCUUGAAGAUGAGAAAAGCCUGCUCUCAGUAAUACGUCUGAUGGCUUCAAGUCAGAUGCUUCAGGCAAACCCUUUCCUACAUAUGGACGUUUUUACUGCACUGUGGAAACAUGCAAAUCAAAAGAUUAUCGACAGCAAAGACAAGAGUGUUCAAAACACCUUGGUACAGAUGGCGGCGGAACUCAACAUGUGGUCACGUGUCUGUGACCUUCUUGUCACCAAACCGGACCUCAACCUCCUCGACAGGGAAGGUCUGUCAGUCCUACACAGACUCGUCAUGUGUCGUGACAGCAGGUUCGACUCUCUUCUUCCGGUUCUUCUGGAAAAAGGCGCCGACGCCAGCCUCAAGAACUCAGAGGGGAACACGGUGCUUCACAUGGCUGCUAAACAUCAAAAAUUAAAGACACAAAUUAUCGACGAAUAUCAGAAGAAUCGUGCUGAAUCUACAUGUCAGACUUUAACAACACUUGUUGACUCUUGCUGUUACAUAGAUGAUCGUGAUAAUCAAGGAAACACUGCCGCGAUUCUGGCCGCGAAGAACGACAACUGGGAGUUUGCGAUCCUUUUGCUGAAACACGGCGCCCGUACUGAUGUCCGGGACCAGUCGCAGAGAUCCCUCCUGCAUAUUUGUGCCAUGAGGGGAUCGUCUCUGGAUCCUAUCACGUGUGAAACAGUUGUAACUUUAUGUGUCAACAACGGGGCUGCGGUAGAUGACCCAGACGCACAAGGAUGUCCAGCGCUUCAUCUGGCGGUUGAGUCUCACAGCUGGACUGUGUUUGAGGUUCUGGUAAAACUUGGAGCGGACUUUAUGUGUCGAGACAGCCACGGCUACAACGUUCUGCACAAAAUAGCUCAGAUAGAAAGCAAGCAUAUACAUGAUGUUACUUUGUUGUUUACUCUUCUAGUAGACAGACAUGCUGAUUUAAACACGAGGAAUCCAGAGGGUGAUGCCGUUAUUCAUAUUGCUACAAAACUGCAGAACUGGACGAUGGUCAACCACCUGGUGAAUCUUAAACCCGACAUCAAUCUGUCCAACAGUGAAGGCUUCACGAUGUUGCAUCUUCUUGCCCUAUCUAAGCCUCUUUCUCAAGAAGGAAUCUCCGCUGCUCAACAACAGAGACGGCACUUCCAUCUGGCGGCUAGACACGAAAACUGGCUCAUGGUCAAAUACCUGAUACAGCGAGGAGCUAACAUCCUUGAAGUUGACAUCGAAGGUACUUCUGUCCUCCAAAGACUUAUUUGUUCUAACAGUGAGAUCCGUGACAUCGAGAUCUUUCUUAGUUUCCUUCAUGACUAUGGCGACCCAAGCUGUGUACCUAUCGCUGGUGGUAAUACUCUGCUGCAACUUGCCGCCAAGCACGAGAAGUGGGAAAUCGUAGUCUACAUUUUAAAACAUUGGGGAGGGAAUGUCGACCAUCUUGACAGCGAAGGCUGCAGUAUUCUUCACAGAAUGGCAACAAGCCGAGGAAGAACAUUUAAGGAAGGUGAAUGGUGUUUUUCCAUCAAACCUAUCUUUAACAGUUCCACAAAUCUCGACAAGCACGAGCGACAUGACCUUAUCCAUCAGGCGGCUGCUGCAGGAAAUGUAGAUGUUGUAGACGCCCUGUUGGACAAUUUUGAUGACGUCAACAGAGCGGAUAAUGAAGGUUUCACGGUUCUCCACACAGUUGCUCAGUGUUGUGUAUCGACAUCAGUGGCUAUCAUCCGACGUCUUGUCGAGAAAGGCGCGGAUGUAGACAAGAGAUGUCCUGAUGGUAACACAGCUGUACAACUUGCGGCGAAGAGCAACAACUGGCUGGCUGUCCAGCACCUACUGAAGUAUGGCGCAAUGGCUACUACUCUUGACGCUGACGGGACGACGGUCCUACACAGACUGCUUAGUCAGCCACAGUUACAGUGCAAAAAGUGUGUGCUGAGUCCAGAUAUCAAAAUUCCAGUUUUAUUAGUUACUUGUAUACUAUUCCAAGGUGCAUUGAUUAAUCAGAGAGACCUUCAUGAUAACACUCCUUUGCAUCUUGCGGUCAAGAAUGAACACUGGGACAUGGUGACAGAGCUUGUGGCUCGAGGGUCUUCUAUGAACGAACGAGACUCUUGUGGAUACACUGCCCUCCACAUUAUUGCCAAACGCCGGCCGAAAACCAGCAAAACAUUAACUGAGAGCAGUUGUGUUACCUGUUCUAUAAAUUGUUGCUUAAAUGUUCAGAUUUUAAACUCUGAUUUACCCAAUGAAGAGAGUAGUCAUCUUGUCAUAUGCGACUAUUUUGUCGACAACUCAUUUCUUAUUGACCUUCUUGAUCCUGAUGGUAACACAGCACUGAUGCUUUCUGCAAAACACAACAACUGGGACGUUACAGAACGACUCCUGCUUAAAGGUGCUGACGUUUGUAAACUGGAUCUGAAUGGUUUGUCUAUUGUUCAUGUGUUGGCUUCUGUGACACCAAAGUGUGGCAGUAAUCGUUUAAGUCCGGAGCUGUCAAAGAAAAUACUGGAGCUUUUGAUCUCACGUGGUGCUGACGUCAGUGCACCAGACCCAGAAGGCAACACGCCGAUACAAGUUGCUGCGAAGCACGGGAACAUGGACAUGGUGGAGUGGCUCUUGGAGUUUCACGACAACGUCAACGAGACUGACAGCGAGGGCUUCACCUUGUUGUCGAGAGUCGCUCAGACCUCGUCUCCCAAAUGUGAGGACAUCGCCAAGCGACUGUUGGAGAAAGGAGCUGAUGCAAAUAUGACGUGUCGUAACGGCAAGACACCGUUAGAACUGUCAGUGAUAUUCGGCAACUGGAAUAUAACAUUUUUAUUGUCUUCUGAUAGAACAGAUUUCUUAAUAGCAAAUUGUCUUGCUGAAGAGUGUCCACUAGAAAAGGAACUUUUGCUUCAGCUAGUUUCAGCAAAACCAGUUGAUAAAUUGUCACACAUACUUUUAGACGGAAGAUCGGUGAUACAGCUUGCAGUCAUGAUGGGACGGUGGGAACUAGCUGAACAACUUCUUAAAGAUGGAGCUUACACCGACCCAGAGCCUCUACUGGGAGAAUCUCUUUUCCAUGAGUUUGCAGACUGGGCCAUAAUGACGGAGGAUGAUGAGAUGGUAUUGCGUCUGAUGCCUAGCGGUCACCUGAACAUAAACACACGUGACAGCGAUGGUGACACUCCGCUCAACAUCCUGGCAAAAUAUGAUCGGUGGGAGUGGGUACAGCGCAUUGUGGAGCGUGGAGCGGAUAUCAACAUGGCAGACAGCGAAGGGUGGACAGUACUUCACCGACUAGCCAUGUUCCUUAUGUUCUCGACUGAAGAGAGAUUAAAAUCAUGCAAUUUAUUAAAAUCGUUUUGUGAGAAAAGUGCAAAUUUGAAUAUGACUGGGGGCCCUGAAAGCAAAACGGCUUUACAGGUGGCCGUGGAGAGUAACAACUGGACUAUUUUCUGGUAUCUGAUAGACUUAGGAGCACAACAAGACUUGAGUGACGACGAAAAACGUCUAGCUCUUCAAAAUGUGCAUCGUCUACCAAAAAUAUGUGCUUUGAAUAAUAAUCUGACCGUUUUCAUUAGGUAUUUGGUAGAACAAAGCUCACAUUUAUUUCCAGGCAGAGAAGGUCCCUCACCCGUUCUGCAUGCGUUGAAAAACUGUAUGAGGUUUUCCAAAUGGUCGUUGGCGAAAGAACUACUUAAAUGGACUUCUGAGAGUGAUACAAGAGAUUUAAUUGAUGACAUGAAUUUGACGCACAAAAUGGUGAGCCGAUACAAAAAGAAAGAUCACGUGAUCUGGGUGUCUUAUCUGGAUGCGUUAAUUGAGCGAGGCCUUGACAUCAACAGGCGAGAUUGUAACGGUGAAACCGUAUUUACAAACUUUAACGUUUUGUGGAGCUUUGUUAACAACACAUCGGACUCGCUGUUACAGGUUUUGCUCAAACGAGGAGCCGAUCCGUUACUUAUGGACAACGAUGGAUAUUCAUUGCUUGUGCAUGUUAUCAAGUAUUUAAACCUUUUCGAGUUUAAAGCAGUUCUUUCCCUUCUGGAGUUAGGACUAGUCUCCCGUUCGAACCACCUUGAUGGGAAAGAUUCAACCUCACCGACAAGACUGGCAGUUAAAAGCGAAAACAUUCCUGUUUUAAAAAUAUUGAUUGAAUGUGACGUCAGCUGUAACUCCGAGCUCCGCGCCCUCAACGCCGAGUAUCAGAUGAAAAAAGCCCAAGAGGCCGAGAGGAACGAACCUUCGAAAGACCUCAAACAAAUCUGCUUGAUUCUGGAGCAGGCAGCCACUCAGCCCCGAUCUCUGCAGUCUCUCUGUCGGGUCGCUGUGUGUCGCUGUAUACCGUGGGGACUGAGCAGACGAGACAUGGUUCUGUCCCUGCCCAUUCCGAAAGUGCUACACGAAUAUCUGCUGUUUGUUUACGAUAUCUCUGAUCCUGAUGUACAGGCGGCUCUUAACGAACAGACCAGAUCUAAUGAUGAUGAUGAUGAUGAUGAAGACACACGUCAUGACACGUCAUCGCUGGUGGAGCUGGUGGAGCGGCUCUUGGAGUUUCUAGACAACGUCAACGAGACUGACAGCGAGGGCUUCACCUUGUUGUCGAGAGUCGCUCAGACCUCGUCUCCCAAAUGUGAGGACAUCGCAAGGCGACUGUUGGAGAAAGGAGCUGACGUAAAUAUGACGUGUCCUAAGGACGGCAGAUCGCUGAUACAGCUUGCAGUCAUGAUGGGACGGUGGGAGCUAGCUGAACAACUUCUUAAAGAUGGAGCUUACACCAACCCAGAGCCUCUACUAGGAGAAUCUCUUUUCCUUUAUUUUGCAGACUGGGACAUGAUGACGGAGGAUGAUAAGAUUGCAAUGAGUCUGAUGCUUAGAGGCAUAGAAGGUCCCUCACCAGUUCUGCCUGUGUUGAAAACCUGUAUGAGGUUUUCUCAAUGGUCGUUGGCGGAAGAACUACUUCAACGGAUUUCUGAGAGUGAUACAAGAGAAUUAAUUGAAGACAAGGAUUUGAAACAAAAAUUGGUUAAUGCAGUUCUUUCUCUUCUGGAGCUAGGACUGGUCUCCCGUCAGAAUCACCUUGAUGUGGAAGAUUUAACCUCACCGACAAGAAUGGCAGUUAAAAGCAAAAACAUUCCUCUUUUGAAAAUCCUGAUUGAAUGCGACGUCAGCUGUAACUCCGAGCUCCGAGCCCUCAACGCCGAGUAUCAGAUGAAAAAAGCACAAGAGGCCGAUACAAACGAACCCUCAGAUCGCCUCGAACAAAUCUGCUCGAUUCUGGAGCAGGCAGCCACUCAGCCCCGAUCUCUACAGUCUCUCUGUCGGGUCGCUGUAUUCCAUGGGGACUGA